This is a messenger RNA of Coturnix japonica (Japanese quail), 3362 nucleotides long. It is a transcript of the gene CCDC146, whose product is annotated as coiled-coil domain containing 146. The record is from RefSeq and is a predicted model, not a curated record. Gene Ontology annotation, cellular component: cytoskeleton. Lineage: Eukaryota; Metazoa; Chordata; Aves; Galliformes; Phasianidae.
AACGACGCAUGUCCUUUCUGUACUCUUCACUGGCUUUUGUAUUAACGCUGCUGAUUGCUGGAGAGGAACUGAAGUAAAGGUGCUGGAGUUCACCUUGGGAAUCUGCAUUCAGACUUUUAUUGCUGUCCUGAAGCAAUUUCACAAGACAUGACCUGGGUUCUAAAACAGACUUAUCUCCAGAAAAUGAGUGAAGUUGGUGAUGAAAGUUCCAGUUCUGAUGAAGAAGAAUUGGAAGUCGAGAAGGAGGAACCCAUCUGUGCUUUAGCUCCAACAGUCUAUACCCGAGAUGAAGUAUCCACUGAUGUAACAUCAAGUCCUGCAUUUCAGUGUUUAGAUGAGCUGUUUUCUGCUGGAAAACUCACCAACUCCAGAGUAGCUGAUCUGAAGGCAAAGUACACCCUGCUGCAUGAAACUGUAAGAAGUUUACAGGAAUCUGAGAUCCAGCUGUUGCAGGAAGCCAAACGUCUUAGUGUAGACCUGGAACAACAGCAGCAUGAGCUGGAAAAAGCAGAACAGUUCCCUGAAGAUUCUUCCAGUGAAGUCUGGCGAAUAAGGCAACAGCUUCUUAACUGCCAAAAUGAGUACAACGCUAUUAAAGAAAGAGAGCAUGGAAUUCAGUUAAGGAUAAAAUGUUUGCAAGAAGAGAAAAGACUUCUGGAAAAAGAAUAUGAAAGAGCUCCGAAGCAAGGGGAAUCAAAUAAGGCAAUGAAAAAAAUGAAAGAAGAUUGUGAUGAGCUCGACAAAGAAGUAACCCAAAGGAAAGCAGAAGUUAAUGCAGUGAAAGAAGACAUUUUAUCCAAGCAGGAACUGGCGUUAAUAGAUAAGAAAGAAGUGGAAAAGCUUCAGGAGGUCCAGGAUAGUUUAAAAGAUGAAUUAGUCAAGAUCCUCGGUGUUCCAAUGCAACUUAAAAAAGAAGCUGAGAAGAUAAAUCAGAAAAAAAUCAAUGCAGAAAAGACGAACGAAGACCUUAAUAACCAAAUGCAGGAGUUAAACAGCACCCUGAAAGACAUUGACAAAGGGACAGAAGAGAUUUUGCAAGAAAGAGAAGUUGUAAUGAAGGAACUGGAUGGAAAACGAGCUUUGAUGGAAAGCAGAGAACGAGAAUGUGCUGCUUUGACAAAAAUGCUAGAAACUGGUAGAGAAAAGGAAAUGGCCAUCCUGGUAGAGAGAGACUCUCUGAAAACUACGUUAAAGGAACGAAUCCUUGAGAACAAACGGCAGCGGGAAACUCUCAUUCGCAUGCAAAUACAGAAAGAUAAAGAACUGAAAAGUCUGAAAAAGAUGGAGCAACAGCUGAACAUUAUUUAUGAUUCCUUGGAACAAGAUAAGUCACAUCACAAAACCCUCAAAGUAGAGGCAGAAGCUAUCCCCAGAAUUAAUGCAGUAUUACUAGAAAGAAGACGAGAACUGCAGAAGGAAAUUGAUAUGAAAAAGAGAUGUUUAGCUGAACAGGAGAUGAUAUCAGACACGGAUGCCCGCACAUUAGAGGAAUGCAUUGCUGAAGAAGGCCGGUUGUUCAAGGAGCAGGAAAAACGCCGCGAUGAGUUAUCCAGACUCGCACGUCUGACUUGGCUCAAAGUUGAAGAGAAGGAACAGAAAUCGAGGGAAUUUCAGAAAGUCCAGAUGCAGUUUCAAAAUAUUAUUAGAGAACUAAAAAGAAAGGAUCUUGAAAUAGAACAGCAUAAAAAGAGGAAAAGAAGAGUUCAAAAACAACUCCGAGGAGCUGCUAAGAUUUGUGAAGUAAUCAAAAAUGAAAGGAAUAAGUGUAUACAUUUGCUUAAUAUUGCUCAGCAGAAAACUACUGAAAUUAAAGAGCAGAUAAAAGUAAAAGCAAGUGAAAGUGAAACUUUAAGGAAUACUCUUAUGACCCAAGAAAGAGAACUGCAGAAACAACACAUGAAGAAUAAAAACAACAUAGCAAUUAAUGAGAGUCUCAGAAAGGAUUGUUCCAAAGUCGAAAAAGUCAUGAAUGACAUGAAUGAAAAGAAAAAGCAGAACGUUAUGGAUCUUAACGGACUUACCAACAUAGUCACCCAUGUUGAAGAGGAAAUUGCGCAACUGCACAAUAAGUACAAAAGAGCCAUAGAGGAAAAAAAUGAGAGCGGCCUCCUGCUUAGAAGUCGAGAAGAGGAAGUAUGCAUUUUAUAUGAAAAAAUAAACACACAGGAGUUUCUGUGUAGGAAAGGAGAUAUUGAGUUGCAAGCUAUGGAUGAAAAGAUCAGUUUUCUGAAGAUGAAGGCGGCUGAGAUAGAGACACAGAUUAAAUUCUGGCUCAAAGCAAUCCCAAUGGAGAAAGCCCUGGAUGCAGAGCUGGUCGUACUUCAGAUACAGUAUUCCCAGUGCAAGGACAGGAUUAAAGAGAUGGAGGAAAUCUUCGUUGACCCCAAGAAUGAGAACAGAAAGCGAGACCUGGGAGGGAAGGACCUGUCUCCACCUGAACUGCGGAAGAAGAUUGAACAGCUGGAGGAGGAGCUGGUGCAGAAGGAGGAGAAGCUGCUGGAGACAGAGAUGAUCUACGAACACAUCGUCCGGCUCACAGACAGGAUCCGCGCCACAGCAGAGAACGGGCAGCAGGGCACAAUGCUGCUGGCAACACGGAUAAAUGAACUACAGCAGAAGAUAAAAGACAGGACCAAGAAGAUGAUGGCUCUUGUCGCAGAGUUAUCCAUGAAGCAGGCCCUUGCCAUUAAACUCCAUCAGGAAAUGAGAGACAGAGAAGAGUUUUUGAUGAUUGUUUCGUCAAGGAUAGAACAAGGCCUUCCUCCUCCUAAAGAGACAGAGAUUGAAUGGUUGAAGGUUUUACGCAACGAGAAGAUGCACAAAGAAGCAGCAGAGGCCAGAGCUAGAGCUGCAGAAGAGGAAGAAGCUGCAGUGCUUGGCCAUGUCCACACAACAGCUGAACCGCGGCCAAAUGCUUAUGUCCCAGAUGAUGCAUACAGCCUGCCACUGCCACGGCCCUAUGGCGCUUUGGCUCCUUUCAAGCCAAACGAACCUGGUUCAAAUAUAAGACAUUUCAGAAAACCAAUUAUAAAGCCAAUUGAAAUCUAAGAAGACAGCACAUGAAGGAAGAGAAGCCCUUACCAGCUGCUGAGUAUCACAAGUUGACAGCACUUAUCCUACAUGAAAUGCACAUUAGAGUAUAGCCAAAUUCUACACAGCAAACAAAGCAGUACAUAAUUCCAGAAGCGCAGCUAAAUACUCAGUGAUACAAGUUCCUUCCUUCUGAUUUGGUGGAGCCUGAUAUGCCAAAUGCACUGCAGUAUUUUAAAAUGAGUAAUCAUCAGACUACUCUUUUGUUUUUUCAGGUAAAGUUUUAUUACAUCUAUUUUACCGCACAUUUCAAUAAAAACAAUAAGGUAGAA